This is a messenger RNA of Sitophilus oryzae (rice weevil), 1183 nucleotides long. Its product is annotated as protein ALP1-like. Bases 25 to 1167 code for a protein of 380 amino acids. The record is from RefSeq and is a predicted model, not a curated record. NCBI's taxonomy places the organism in Eukaryota, Metazoa, Arthropoda, Insecta, Coleoptera, Curculionidae. The transcript has 2 exons.
AAUAAAAAGAAGAUAAAGAGAAAGAUGUGGGUCCAUCCCAUUAAUCAAAAGAGGGCUGAACUCGGAGAAUUCCAUCAUUUAUUUAACGAUUUAAAAGAAGAUGAAAAGAAAUUUUUUCAAUAUUUUAGAAUGUCGCAUAAUAAAUUCCUAGAACUGCUUGAUAUUUUAGAGCCUGAUUUAUCAUUUCAAAAUUCCUCAUUUCGAAGAGCAAUAUCGAAAGAAGAAAGGCUUGCCGUAGCAUUAAGGUUUUUUGCUACGGGAGACACAUUCCGAACAAUUGCGUUUAGCUACCGACUUGGAGAAACAACAGUUCGUAAAAUUGUUUAUGGAUGUUGCGAUGCAAUAUGGAAAAAUUUGGGACCACUGGUAAUACCUUCUCCUUCAAAGGAAACUUGGAUAAAUAGUGAAAGGGUGUUCAAUAAGAUGUGGAAUUUUCCAAACUGCGUUGCUGCCAUCGAUGGGAAGCACGUAGUUACCGACAAACCCCCCAAUAGUGGCUCCUUAUUUUUUAACUACAAGAAAACAUUUAGUAUUGUUUUACUUGCAUUUGUAGAUGCUCAUUGUAAAUUCAUUGCUAUUGAUGUCGGCGCCUAUGGACGAAAUAGCGAUGGGGGAAUAUUUGCAAAUUCAGCAAUCGGAAAGAAAUUGUUGAAAAAUACUUUAGAUUUACCUCAGGACAAGUCUUUACCUGGCACUAAUGAAAUUAUGCCCCACGUCUUCGUUGGAGAUGAGGCUUUUCCUUUGCAAAAACAUGUAAUGCGUCCAUAUCCAGGUAACGAAAUACUUAAUAACGAGGACGUUAAAAUAUAUAAUUAUAGACUUAGUAGAGCUAGGCGAGUUUCCGAAAAUGCUUUUGGAAUUUUGACAAAGAGAUUUCGUAUUUACCAGAGGCGUCUUCAAAUUAUCCCUGAGCACCUAGAUAAAGUUGUACUUGCUACAUGUUGUUUACAUAAUUUUCUUCGAAAUGAUACAUGUCAUUGGACUGAAGCUGACGAAGAUAACCAAUCCCCCCAAGGAUUAAGAGAUAUAUCGGGAAUAGGCGGAUCUUCAACUACAGUUGCAAUAGAGAUUAGAAAUAAAUUUAAAAAUUAUUUUAAUGGGACCGGGUCGGUGUCAUGGCAAACAGCAAUAGUAAGAAAAGGCAAAAGAAAAAACCUUGAAAUGUGAUUUUGGCUGAAUAUAU